AUGAAAAACAACCAUCAUCGAAGAACGAAAUCUAGUGGCAACUACUUUCCCAUAUAAACAGAAUUUCUAGUUUAAGAUGACGACAAUGACACCAAUGAAACAAAGGAAAUCAUUAAAAAAAUUCAGCAAUAGCCAAUACUACAUCAUUAGAUAAUUGAAAAACUAGAUGAUCAAAAUUAUGGGUUAUUCAAUGCGAUGUUCAAUUUUGGUUAGAUGAAAUUUAAACCAAAAUAAUCUUUAGAUCUUAGUACCAUUACAGAGUGCAGCUCUACACCUUCCACCAAGGAUGCCAAGCCAAAACACAGAAAAUGUGGUAGUCAAUAACAAUAAGCCAAUAAACAACCGAUAAAACACACACAUAGUCAGAGUCUGUAAAUUUAAAGGCUGGAGAAAGAAUUAGAAUAGAUGAAAGUAUAACAAGCAGAGAUUUAAAAUGUUAACAUGAUGCUCAUACUUGAAAUUCAUAAAUCCAGACAGGAGCUUUAGAUAUCCUAAUAAAAAAACGAAGUCAUUCUUUAGAGAAUUACGAAAUUAGAGAAAAUGCUUAGAGAAGACUAAAAAUUAUCAUCCACAACUAACGAUAGUCUAGAAUUCUCCUGA
This is a messenger RNA of Paramecium tetraurelia, 600 nucleotides long. RefSeq lists its product as uncharacterized. The record is from RefSeq and is a predicted model, not a curated record. Lineage: Eukaryota; Ciliophora; Oligohymenophorea; Peniculida; Parameciidae. The transcript has 3 exons.